AUAAAAAACCUAAUAGUCUUCCUAGUUCUUGUGUUUCCAAACACAUACCCUGUCAAAACAUUGUUAUAUAUAAUUAUUUAUUAUUUAUUAUACAUUUCUCAAUGACUUAUUAGUCCAAACUCCAAAGUGGAUCUACUACUAAUUAUUCAACAAGUACCUUGCUAGGAAGAGUUUCUUCUGAAAUGGCUAACCAAGAAAAGCAAUACAAGAAAGGGUUCAUGUAUAUUUACAAAAUUGGCACAGGAAACCAAAGAAAGAAAGAGUUAGAAGAACAUGGUGUUGUUGAGAAAGAAAAGAAACUAUCAAGUUCAAGAAGUUGGUUGCAAAGGAUAAGAAAUCCAAUGAGUAGAAGUUAUAAUCAUAAUCACAAAGAGUUGAACAUUAAUGGAGGAUUUGUUGAGGCAAGAAAUUCAACAUCAUGUUUAGAGUUAGAAACAAGAGGAGGGUAUAUAGAAGGAAGAAAUUCAGUGUCUUGUAUAGAAGCAUCAUCAUCACCAGCAAUAACAAGAGGAAUCAUAGUUGAGGAGGGAAGAAAAUCAGUGUCUUAUGUUGAAACAAAGUUAGCAGCAGAAGAAAAGUUAGGUAAAUUUGUUGAGGCAAGAAAAUCAGUGUCACAAAUUGAAACAUUGUCAUCUGUAAUUGAAUAUCUUCAAGUUAAGGUUUUGGUCUCAGACAUGCCAAGUUUCAUGCAAGUGAAUGCUUUUCGUUGUGCAAGAAACACAUAUGAUAGUCUUGAGGAGUUUAGCUCUAAACACAUAGCUCAUAACAUAAAGAAGGAAUUUGAUAAAGCAUAUGGUCCGGUAUGGCAUUGCAUUGUAGGACCAAGUUUUGGUUCUUUUGUGACACAUUCAACGGGGUGUUUUCUUUAUUUUUCAAUGGAAAAUUUAUAUAUUCUACUGUUCAAGACCAAAGUUAAGAAGGCUUCGGUUUAAUUAAGAUAUAUAUGAGAAUUUGAAACUCGUCAAUGAAGAUGCUUGAGAAGAUAGAUGACUUCUUGAAGAAUAGAUUGAAUGAAAAAUAUUGGAGGAAGACAAUUCUAACCAAAAUUCACAAUAACCUUGGAAUCAAGCUCAAACAUAAUCCACAUAAACAAAAGAUGCAAGGCUAAUUCAAUGCCUAAACAGAGGGUCCAAAGCUCCACUCAAAAUGCAUUAUAGAAAGGCUCCAAGCCACAUUUAUGCUCUUAUCCAUAUCCCUUGUAUAAAGCAUACUCCUUAUAUGUAAAAGAAAAUAUUUUUUUCUCCAUUAAA
This is a messenger RNA of Trifolium pratense (red clover), 1250 nucleotides long. RefSeq lists its product as uncharacterized. The transcript is spliced from 3 exons. Lineage: Eukaryota; Viridiplantae; Streptophyta; Magnoliopsida; Fabales; Fabaceae. Bases 183 to 932 code for a protein of 249 amino acids. Gene Ontology annotation, biological process: microtubule-based process. The record is from RefSeq and is a predicted model, not a curated record. Gene Ontology annotation, molecular function: dynein light intermediate chain binding; dynein intermediate chain binding. Gene Ontology annotation, cellular component: dynein complex.